AUGAAGCCACCCGCAUCGCUACCGCCAAAGCGAAAAGUGAAGCCCACAAAUCACUACUUCGCUCAGUACGCAACGCCGCCUCACAACCGCAUCCAACGUGUCCUCGGUGUCAACGGACAUUCCGGGCUCGAAUCGGACUUGUUGGACACCUUCGGAUUAACUGUGCCUCUCGAACGGCACCAACCCCCCGCCGGCCUCUUACUCCUCCUCUCCGCCGCCAACUAA
Messenger RNA from Spirometra erinaceieuropaei, 225 nucleotides. Lineage: Eukaryota; Metazoa; Platyhelminthes; Cestoda; Diphyllobothriidea; Diphyllobothriidae. The record is from the annotation of a GenBank genome assembly.